Molecule: messenger RNA, 6593 nt
Organism: Neodiprion fabricii
Lineage: Eukaryota; Metazoa; Arthropoda; Insecta; Hymenoptera; Diprionidae
Product: zinc finger protein 470-like
Exons: 14
Coding region: 128-2989 (953 amino acids)
Cellular component (GO): nucleus
Molecular function (GO): protein binding
Source: RefSeq, a predicted model, not a curated record
CGACGCCAUGUUGGAUAACAUAUCUGUAAUAGCGAUCAGGAUUUUGGUAUAAGAAUUGGGAGCCGUAUUUAGUUUAACAAAUGAUGAAUUGUCGACUCGGAUAAUCUUAAACCGGUAUUUAUCGGAGAUGAAUUUACCUGCUGUGGUGCGAAAAAGCAAGGAUACUGAAGUCAGCUUGUCAGCUUGCAGUGUUUGCGGGCAGCAACAUGACACGACAACAUGUCCGUUUUUACUGGAUCUUCAUUAUGUUAAAGAUGCACCAGUCUUGUCAAGGGCGAGACAGACACUACCUGAAAAUCUGGAAAUCACCAAAAUGGCGGAUGGUUUGAUGACGGUCACAACAAGGAUCGAACUGCCCAGAGGAACAACGUUUGGUCCACUCUACGCUAAAAGAAUAUGGACAAUGAAUCCAUUAACCCAUUUCCCAAUUAGAGUAUUUGGCAAAUCUACCUCUGAAACAUAUCAUCUGGAUUAUUCAAACGAGAACAGCUCAAAUUGGAUGUGUUUUGUUGGCCCGGCGUCAAACGCCAAGGAGCAAAAUCUGAUCUGCUAUCAGGUGGAACAGGAUAUUUUUUACACCGCGAUGCGCACAAUAGCCAUAGGCGAGGAGCUGAGAGUUUGGUACGCACCUUAUUAUGCGUUGAGGAUGAAGAUGCCAGUGUUUAACGCUGACUUUGCUAAUGUCAGCGCAACUAUACCAAAUUCAGAAAUCCAACAAGUGAUAAAGACAGAGAAAAAUGGCGAACAGAUUGGGUUACUAAAAAAAGAUGUCGCUCAGGAAUUGGCUGAGAAAUUGCCUGCACAGCAUCUCGGAGCUAGGGAUGAUAAAGCAACGUGGAACUGCAGAAUUUGUUCAACUGUUAUCUGCUCUGUCGUCGCUUAUGCCAAGCAUUUAAUGGAGCAUUAUAAGCCAUUGAUUGGCGUUUAUUGUAAUAUAUGUAACAAGAAAUGUAACAAUGUGACGGCCUUGGAACGUCACAAGAGUUCCAAACACCCGGAGGAAUCAUCCAACGACAGUGUAGUUGGAAUACCGACAUCCGAAAGUCAACAGCAACAAAAUGCACAAACCAUCUUUCUGAAUAUAAGUGAUUCUGAAGGACAGACAUCGGAAGCGAUGAAAGAUAUAUUAGAGAAAUUCAAAGCCGGAAAGGCAAUAACAGAGAGCAGUUUGUUAGCAACUUCAACGCCGAAUGAUAAAGAUUCUCAUCACUCAGAUCUACCAAUUUUAGACACGAAUUCUAUAAACGUGAAUGAUUUACUCCAGAACAAUGGUUCACUGAUAGAGAAUUCGUCACUCAAAUCGAUCCUUGAGAAUCAAUGUCUAAACAUGAAUUUAGGACUGAACACAAUGACUGACUCUAUGCUUUCAGUGGAAAAUAUUUCAGCCUCGGAUUCUGUAAAGUUUAACGUCGAAGAGCUUGCCUCAGAGCUUUUAGAUAUUGUGCCUGAUGUCGACAAUAUUAACAAAAGAAUUGACAACCUUGAGUGUGAUAUAUGCGAUAAGAAAUUCGAGAAGGUCGACUACUUAUAUCGUCACUUGCGCAAACACACUGGGGAAUUCAUAUGCCCUGCUUGUCUACUAGUAUUUGCCAGAAAAGAGAAUUUGCUGUCACACACGUGUUUUUCCCAAAAAUUGGACUACCAUUACGAGUGUCCGUACUGCCAGAAACCUUUUAUGUUGAAAAAGUACUUAAGAAGACACAUGGUCAAGCACACAGCUUGGAAUAAUUGCAAGUGGUGCCACUCUCCGUUUUCAUCGCAGUCCGAACUUGAGGCACACAAAUGUUUGACUCCAAAGCAUGAGUGCCUACAAUGCAGCAAACGGUUUGUGCAUAGAGCGCACUUGAAUCGGCACCUGAAGCUACACGAAAACCCGAAACCAGCGGCGAAACGGGUGAGAAAAAAACCGCCGGAGAAACCUGUCAUAUGUGAGAAGUGUGGCGACGUUUUUAAAACUCCAUACAGCUUGAAGCAGCACCUCAGUUCGCACGGGGAGCGAACUUACGAGUGUGACAUUUGCCAGCGAAGAUUUCAUCGCAUUGGUGUUCUGAAAGAGCAUAAAGCAAUUCAUCAGGCAGCGCAAAUACCGUGCAGCAUUUGCGGGAAGAAAUUGAAAAGCAAAAAAGCUCUGGACAUCCACAUGCUUUUACAUGGGAACAAGAAAUACCAAUGCGACAAGUGCGAUAAAAGUUUCUUUCAGAAGUGUAACUACCAAAAGCACCAUACCAAAUUUCACAGUGAAAAAACACCGUACAAAUGCUCUCUCUGCUCUCUACAGUUUGCAAAUAAGCUCAAAUUCAACAAGCACAUUGAAAGCCACACUAAGCCUGCCCAAUUCAUGUGUGCAACGUGUCCUAAAUCCUUCCAUAAGGAAUGUCAGUUGAAACGUCACACGCAGACGAGUCAUAGCGGGAUUGUUUAUCGCUGUCCGUAUUGCCGAAUGGCGUUCAGACACAGACAUAGCGUGCGAAGGCACUUCGAACGCCAACAUAAUGCCUUGAGAGAGGACUGGGAUAAGCCGGGAUUUCUUAAUCAGUUAACAGAAAAAGCUCCUGUUGAACCAAUUAAUCAGGCACAGAUUGAGGAUAACAAAUUUUUGGUGAAUUACGAAGAUGUGAAUAAUAAGGAUUUUGGGGACACGGACAAUGCGCAAGAUGGCGCUAUGCUGCUGUCUGUCACGGGAAUAGACGAUACUGCAUUUUUACAGACACCUCAAACUGACAGUGUGGUGCAACUUACCGCGGAGGAUGAAACCAAUUGCAAUUCGAUAACUGGUCACGAAAUUCUUUUGCAAGUGGCAGGCAUCGAACAGCCAGGAUCUAUAACGAAUCCAGAUUUGUCUCUGACCGAGGUGCCGCAGCUGAGUAUUAGCGAGUCGGAUGCGCGUCUGGCAGAAUCUGUACUUGGCAAUGCCUAUAUAUUUGGAGAGGACGGUGGUGAUAUUAUGUUCUACGUACUAGAUAACGCCCCAACAAUUUCCGAAUAUUAGUGAUAAGUUUGCUUUAUCUAACUUGUUAUUAAAAAUUAUUAGCACAAUUGAACGUUUUUACGAUAACGUUCAAGUAAAAUUUAAGCAAAAAGGGAAGAUUGAUCAACAUCGACAUUUCCUGGCGGCAAAAUAUUUCUGCAUAUUUUUAAAGGAAUAUCUAAAAAUUUCACCAAAUUAUUUAUAAAUUCUAAUGAACUCUUUUGGAAAGAGAAGGAGUAAAAUCACCACUCAAUUAAACAGAAAAUCAAAACAGAAGCCCUAUCAAAGGGCUUUGAAAUUAUGUUUACUAUCGACAUUUAAAGAAACGUCAAACUUCUGAAAAAAAGAUCAGAUCAGCCAUGUACAAAGUUAUAAGUAAUAGGCUUUAGACAAGUUGGCCAUAAUGUUAUUCAAUUUCUGCAUUUUUCUCGAAGUACUCGAAAUGAACAUACGGCAGUUUUCUAAUGUACCACAAGGACUGCCAUAAUCUGUGAUAUUAGCUACAUAAAUACUUUUAGUAUGUUAUAUAUUUUAUGUAUAUUGUAUGUGUAACGUAUGCAAGCAACGAUUUUGUAAGUCUAAUACGUACUAACGAAAUUCAUUCUACUAAUUAGAAUUUUCAUCGUAACUAAUUAGUUAUUAUUUGCAGUUUAAAAUGCAGAUAUCAAAUUUAUUUCUAUUAUGAUAGCAAUAAUCGCUUUGUUCUUAAUUUCAAUCGAUUUUUUAAGAAUAAUCUAAAGUAAUUAAUUUUAUUCAUUAAACUUGAGAAUUUGUUCAUAACAUUAAGCCGUCAUAUUUUUACACUAUUUAAAAUUUUGUAAAAAUUAAAAAUCUAUAAUUUAUAUGCUUCAAUGCGUUUCUGUCGUUUGGUAGAAAAAAUAUGAUUUUUAAUUACCAACAUGACUUGUAAAUAUAAAUUCGAUAUCAAUGUUUUUAUGGUAUCCCAUUUUCGUGGAAAAUCCACUGCUAGAGCUCAAAACAUGGUAAUAAACCAGAAUAGAGAAAAAUGUUUUAGUCAAAAGUUAGUUGGUUACGAUUACGUUGACAAAAAUGAUUAUAAAAAUAAAUAAAUAAUAUGAUCCCGAAAUUUCCGACACGCGCCAACCUGAAACAAAUUUAUAAAUACUGCACAACGUACUCCCGACAACUUUUGUACAAAGUAUUUUUGUCCAUACCUCGUAGCCACUUUUGUAUCAAUUGCAAUAAAUAUAUCAGAAUAAGACAUCCUUAGUAUAUGUACAUACCUAUAUGUAAGUACAUCUAAAGAGUGCCUGUUCAAAACGCUGGUAUGCUUAUACCUAUGUAUGUAUAUAUAGAUACAUAUACAUAUGUUAAAUAAAUACUUGAACUCUAAAAUAGACAUAUAUAUUAUACACGUAAAAGAAAAAAAAAUAUGUAGUAAGUAAAAAAUGCGUAAGACUGAUGUUACUGUGAUACAUGUUGUGAAAGUACAUGUAGAUAGAGAAACAGAGGAAAAUAACAGAGAUAUUAUUAUGCAAAAUACCAUAAGAUAAUAUUUAAAAAAUAUUAUUAUCCCACUUUUAUCAUACUUAUGUAUACAUAUAUAUAUAUAGAUAUAUGUGUAUAUACAUAUACUGGGGCUGUGCGGUUACCAGAAUUCUUCGGGUUGGUCGGUCCGGGAAAAUUCUAUUAGUUUCGGGUCGGGUUCCCGUGAUUUUCGGAAUUCCCGAAAAAUAGCAGUUUUGUAGAAAUAUUUGGGAUUUCCUGAUGACUGAUAAUAUACUUUUUACUGACAAUACUAAUGUCAUUUAGAUGUAAUAUUCACUUCGGGUUUCGGGUUUCUUAGAUUUCGGUUUUACGAAUAUUCCGGGUUUCUCGACCAUUCCGGUAUCACUAAAGAACCCGAUCCGAUACAAACCCGUCCCGAACCCAGACAUUUUUCCCCGAGAUUUUGGGAAACUGCACAACCCUAAGAUAUAUUAUAUACAUGAUUGGUACUUGUUAUGUUAUGUUAUUCAAAACAGCCCUUAGGCCGGGAGUUAAUAAAUGAUAAAUAUACAAAGUGUUUGUAUGUAUAGCCUGUCUAUACUUCUUCCUGUUCUAUUGGGUAUCUGUAUUUUUCUGAAUACCACUUUUAUACAUCACGAUUGAGAUUCAGACAACUGCGUACAACGUACUUGACUACCGCUACUUAGCACAUUACGAUCUAAAGUAUGAUAGUAAUAAUAUUACGCAGUCUGGGAUAUUGAAGGUUGUCCGAAAAAAGUGGAGGGUCGGUAGAAUACAUGAGAUGUUGCCAUGGUACUUAAAAUUUUCAGGUAUUUGUCUAUGUGGGCUUUGAGAAAAUUCAACUCAAAAAAACGGGGCUCUACGAAAAUGGGGCGAUGAAAAAUUGUGUUGAUAAAUUCAAAACGACUGAUUCUAUUUUAACGGUCAUAGUUGGACAAACGACUAUUUGAAAUGCAUAGCCUAUGUUCAGGAUGUUCUUCUGGUGUAAAAUUUGAAACACUUAUAUGUCUACAUCCUUUAUCAGAGUGAUAAAAAUAAAGAAAUCCAAAUCUCAACGUAAAGAGAAAAAACUUUGACAACCAUACGAUAAUAAUAUUCAUUUGAACAUCAGAAUGUAUAUUCUGUGAUAGUCUUUUUUUUUGUCUACGGAUUUCUUAUUUAUAUUAUAUUGCAAAAAAGGGGAAAAAACGACAAUCAGUUUUGGGUUGUUUUACAUUAUACUAUAAUUUAUAAUGUUAGUUAUGCUACGAAUACAAGACUACAUACAAUAUUAAUUAUUGUAUAAUAUAAUAGCAUACAAUAUAAACAGGACUUUUGAUUAACGUUGAAUUUUGUAAAUUACAUACGGGUUUGUAUAACGCUAAUUGCGUAAUAACCACAUGGGGUGGGAGGAGGGGGUCACAGCACACGUUAGGUCUCAUUUUGAUCAAAUUUUCAAUUUACCCAUUAAUAUGACUCUCUACUAUGGCACAAGUAAUUAUUUGAUAGAAUAAAGCGAUAAAACGAAAAACGAUAUUGGACAGAAAAAAAAACAACGUAAAAGGUCAAAAUUCAAAAUGAACUAUGCGAAUAAAAUACACAAUAAAUACCGCCACAAAAUUUUUGAUAUCAAACACGGAAGGAUUAAUUCAAAAAACAGUAAAUAGAUAAAUAAGAUGGAAAAGAGUAUUUCAAAGUGAAAUAGAAAAUUAAAUUAAAAGACCUAACGUAGCGCCACCUUAACCUACGUGCGUACUAUGGCACAUAUCUAUUAUGAUACGAUAUAAAUAUACAUUAACAAACAUGUAACACAGGAAGAUUCAGGUAUAACUGGAACAUUGUUUUGGAUAGAUUCUUUUCGAAUGUCAAUAUUUAUCGGGUAGAUAUUGAAGAUUUCAUUCGCCUUUUUGAUUAAAAUUCGGGGAGUUCUAAAUUAUAUUACUUUUCAAUAAUACCGAAUCUCUCCAUGAAUUCCUGGACUUCUUAUGCGUCGACCAGGUGAAAUAAAAAAAAAAAGUUUCAAACGUACUUUAGCUAACUGUUACCACUUUCAUAGAUUUUUCUACUGGUUUGAAAAGCUAUUCCAAAAGCAACAGGUAAGGCUCACAAUAAAAAAUUCUGAUGUAUUGAAGUAAACAAAUUAUUUUUCGAGUAUUGCCAAGAACUCUCAUUGCAU